Aspergillus terreus NIH2624 is the source of this 2790-nucleotide messenger RNA. RefSeq names its product ATP-dependent Clp protease ATP-binding subunit. The transcript has a single exon. NCBI's taxonomy places the organism in Eukaryota, Fungi, Ascomycota, Eurotiomycetes, Eurotiales, Aspergillaceae. Gene Ontology annotation, cellular component: cytosol; cytoplasm. Gene Ontology annotation, biological process: cellular response to heat. The record is from RefSeq and is a predicted model, not a curated record. The coding region runs from base 1 to 2790 and encodes 929 amino acids. Gene Ontology annotation, molecular function: ATP binding; ATP hydrolysis activity.
AUGAACGGGGCUCAACUCACUGACAGAGCCAACAAAGCUUUGCUGGAUUCCAGCGGCUUGGCCGAACAAUACGCCCACUCCCAAAUCCUCCCCAUUCACCUCGCCUACUCCCUUCUUAAUCCUUCUCCGGACGAAUCUCAAGACCAACAGGUGCCCGCUCACCCCUCUCACGAUGGUGCCUCCGUUUCCCUCUUCCGCCAGGUCGUCGAGCGUGCCCAUGGCGACCCCCAGCUCCUCGAUCGGGCUCUCAUGAAGCGGAUGGUCCGUCUACCGAGUCAGGACCCCCCGCCAGAGACCGUCAGUGUCUCGCCAGCGCUCGCCAAGGUCAUCCGUACCGCAACCGACCUGUCCAAAACCCAGAAAGACAGCUUUGUCGCCAUCGACCACCUCAUCAUCUCUGUUGCCCAGGAUUCCCAAGUGCAGUCGGCAUUGGCGGACUCGAACAUUCCCAACACCAAGCUUAUCGAAACGGCUGUCCAGCAAAUCCGAGGCAGCAAACGCGUCGAUUCCAAGACCGCCGACUCCGAGAGCGAAAGCGAAAACCUCAAGAAAUUCACUAUUGACAUGACGUCAUUGGCCCGCGAGGGUAAGAUCGACCCUGUCAUCGGUCGAGAAGAAGAGAUCCGACGGGUCAUUCGCAUCCUCAGUCGUCGCACCAAGAACAACCCCGUACUCAUCGGUGAGCCCGGUGUCGGAAAGACCACGAUUGUCGAAGGGCUGGCCCGUCGUAUCGUGAACGCCGAUGUGCCCGCCAACCUCGCCCAAUGCAAGCUGCUUUCUCUCGAUGUCGGCGCGCUGGUCGCUGGAAGCAAGUACCGUGGUGAGUUUGAAGAACGCAUGAAGGGUGUCCUUAAGGAGAUCGAGGAAUCCAAGGACACCAUCGUCCUCUUCGUCGAUGAAAUCCAUCUUCUCAUGGGUGCCGGUUCGAGCGGCGAAGGUGGCAUGGACGCUGCCAAUCUCCUCAAACCCAUGCUGGCCCGUGGUCAACUUCACUGCAUUGGAGCCACGACGCUCGGCGAAUACCGCAAAUACAUCGAAAAGGACCAGGCAUUCGAACGACGGUUCCAGCAAGUCCUCGUCAAGGAGCCCUCCGUUUCCGAGACCAUCUCCAUUCUUCGCGGUCUGAAGGAGAAGUACGAAGUGCAUCACGGUGUAAACAUCCUUGAUGGUGCUAUUGUCAACGCCGCGGAACUGGCCGCCCGCUACCUCACUGCCCGUCGACUUCCGGACUCUGCAGUCGAUCUUAUUGACGAAGCUGCUGCUGCUGUCCGCGUGACCCGUGAAUCCGAGCCCGAGGCCCUGGAUAACUUGGAGAGAAAGCUUCGCCAGCUCCAGAUUGAGAUUCACGCCCUGGAACGUGAGAAGGACGACGCUUCCAAGGCCCGCCUCGAGGCUGCCAAGCAGGAGGCCGCAAAUGUGGCCGAAGAACUGCGACCUCUCCGUGAAAAGUACGAGAGUGAGAAGCAGCGCAGCAAAGCCAUCCAAGACGCCAAGUUGAAACUCGAGAAUCUCAAUGUCAAGAGAGACGAAGCCGAGCGCUCCGGAGACACCCAGACUGCAGCCGACCUUGGGUACUACGCCAUUCCCGAGACCAAGGCUCUCAUCGAGCGACUCGAGCAGGAGCGCAAUAGGGCAGAUGCUGAGCGACGGGCGACACAAGGAGAUGCUGGAGAGGCUUUGCUGGCAGAUGCCGUGGGACCUGACCAGAUCAACGAAAUCGUCGCUCGCUGGACUGGUAUCCCUGUGACUCGAUUGAAGACCACCGAGAAGGACAAGCUGUUGAACAUGGAGAAGCAUCUGGGCAAGAUCGUCGUUGGCCAGAAGGAGGCAGUGACAUCCGUGUCUAAUGCCAUCCGCCUGCAGAGAUCUGGCCUGAGCAACCCCAACUCGCCGCCCAGCUUCCUGUUCUGCGGUCCAUCUGGAACCGGUAAGACCUUGCUCACCAAGGCACUUGCGGAGUUCCUCUUCGAUGAUCCCAAGGCUAUGAUCCGGUUCGAUAUGUCCGAGUACCAAGAGCGCCACUCCCUCAGCCGCAUGAUCGGUGCUCCUCCAGGCUACGUCGGUCACGAUGCCGGUGGCCAGCUGACGGAGAACCUCCGCCGACGCCCAUUCUCCAUCUUGCUGUUCGACGAAGUUGAAAAGGCCGCCAAGGAGGUUCUCACUGUCCUCUUGCAGCUUAUGGAUGACGGACGGAUCACCGAUGGCCAAGGCCGCAUUGUUGAUGCCAGAAACUGCAUUGUUGUGAUGACUUCCAACCUUGGUGCUGAGUUCUUGGCCCGUCCUACCACCAAGGACGGACGCAUCGACCCGGCCACCCGUGAGCUGGUCAUGGGUGCUCUCCGCGACUACUUCCUCCCCGAAUUCCUCAACCGUAUCUCCAGCAUUGUCAUCUUCAACCGUCUGACGAAGCGCGAGAUUCGCAAGAUCGUCGAUCUCCGUCUCAGCGAAGUCCAGAAACGUCUGGAACAAAACAACCGCAAUGUCACGAUCGAAUGCACCGAAGAGGUCAAGGAUUAUCUCGGCGCAUCCGGAUAUUCCCCUGCCUAUGGUGCGCGUCCUUUGGCCCGCAUUAUCGAGCGCGAAGUCCUCAACCGCCUUGCCAUCCUUAUCCUGCGUGGCAGUAUCCGCGAUGGCGAGGUUGCUCGCGUGGUCAUGCGCGAGGGACGCAUCGAUGUGCUGCCUAACCACGAGGUACCAGUCGAUGAAGAUCUCGACAUGAUCGAUGAAGACGAUGAUGAAGCAGUGGCCGAAUUGGAGUCGGGCAGUGGUGACAUGGAUCUGUACGAGUAA